UCGUAUUAUAGACUAUUAUUAGAGAGUUGAAUGUAUAAGGAUUAUCACUAUCAAGAUAUGUUUGCGUGUGAUAUACUUAAGUUCGUGUCAUCCCCGAGAGGGGUUUCGUUCAACGUUUUCUUAUCGUAGUUUACGCCUCAUACCAUAGUCGCAAUGGGUUCUACAAUUUCCGACGCGGUUCCGCACCCCUUUGAUCCCUUGGGUCUGGAUGAAAUCCAGACAGCUAUUAGCAUUGUAAAAAAGGCCCAUGGGGAGGUAUUCUUCAAUGUUGUUUCACUCCAUGAGCCGCGAAAGGCGGAGAUGACAAAAUGGCUAGAAAAUCCAACCGACACUCCUCGACCGCCCAGGAUUGCUGAUAUCGUCGUAAUCGCCCCCGGUGGUAAGGUUUACGAUGGUUUGGUUGAUAUAGCGGUUGGAAAGAUCACCAAAUGGGAAUUACUGGAUGGAUUGCAGCCCAUAAUAACUAUGGAAGAGCUAGUUCUUGUCGAGCACAUCUGCCGGAAGGACCCUAAAGUUAUUGAGCAAUGUGAAAUCAGUGGAAUUCCAAAGGAAGAGAUGCACAAGGUCUAUUGCGACCCGUGGACGAUUGGUUACGACGAGCGGCACGGCAACAAGAUUCGACUCCAGCAAGCAUUGAUGUACUACAGGCCCAAUGUCGACGACUGCCAGUACCAGUACCCUCUAGAUUUCUGUCCCAUAUUUGACGCAGAGAAGCAAGAAAUUAUUGCUAUUGAUAUCCCCAAGAUCAGACGGCCACUGAGUAAGGCAGCGCCAAUAAAUUACCAUCCUGCUGCAAUUGAAAAGGUAGGAGGAUACCGUAACGACUUGAAGCCCAUCAACAUAACUCAGCCCGAAGGAGUUUCAUUCAAAAUGAAAGGGCGCGAGUUAGAGUGGCAGAACUGGAACUUCCAUAUCGGUUUCAACUAUCGGGAGGGUAUCAUCCUCAAUAACAUCACUUAUAACGACAAGGGAACUAUACGCCCAAUCUUUUACCGACUCUCCCUAGCGGAGAUGGUGGUACCUUAUGGGAACCCUGAGCAUCCUCAUCAGCGGAAACAUGCUUUUGACCUUGGAGAGUAUGGCGCUGGGUACAUGACCAACAGUCUUACACUGGGGUGUGACUGCAAGGGUUCCAUUCACUACCUAGAUGCGCAUUUCCCUACAAGAUCCGGCAGCCUUCGCACCAUCAAGAAUGCAAUUUGUAUUCACGAGGAGGAUGACGGCAUAUUAUUUAAACAUACCGACUUUAGGGACGAAUCGGUCAUCGUCACCCGGGCACGGAAACUCAUCGUUCAGCAGAUUUUUACCGCUGCAAAUUACGAAUACGCCAUACAGUGGAUCUUCCAUCAAGAUGGUACCAUCCAACCGGAGAUCAAGCUCACGGGCAUCUUGAAUACUUAUGCCAUGGGUCCUGAUGAAGAUACUAAGGGCUGGGGAACUCAGGUGUAUCCAGGCGUCAAUGCGCAUAAUCACCAACACUUGUUCUGCCUACGGAUUGAUGCCAACAUAGACGGGCCUAACAACACAGUAUUCAUGGCAGACGCAGUCCCAUCCGAUGCGCCAGUCGGCAGCCCAGAAAAUUAUUACGGCAACGCAUUUUACGCCAAGCGAACAAAGCUAGACACUACCGGCAAAGCAGCAACAGACUACGACGGCGCUACGAGCCGCACAUGGGACAUUUGCAACACAGGCAAAUUACAUCCCUAUAGUAAAAAGCCAGCGAGUUACAAGCUGGUCAGCCGAGAAGUUCCUAGGCUUCUACCGAAGGAAGGCUCUCUGGUCUGGAAGAGGGCCGGCUUCGCCAGGCACUCGGUCUUUGUUACAAAGUAUCGAGAUGACCAGCUGUGGCCGGCGGGGCGGCACGUACCUCAGACUUCGGGAGAGCCAUCUAUUGGUUUACCAGAGUGGAUUGGGGACGGCACGGAAUCCAUCGAGGACACAAACGUGGUGCUAUGGCACACCUUCGGAGUUACACACAUCCCUGCUCCGGAAGACUUCCCUGUGAUGCCGGUUGAGCCCAUCACAUUGCUCCUGCGUCCACGUAACUUCUUCUCGAAUAAUCCCGUCCUCGAUGUUCCACCCAGUUAUGCUAGCACCCCAAGCCAAGUAGCUGCGAGCGGCGCGGGGGUUGUCAAUGCGGCAGACGGAAUGAGUAAACUCGCGUUUACUAACGGAGGUAGUAGCUCAGGGGGCUGUUGUGCCACUAAUGGGACCAAUGGCACGAAUGGGGUCAAUGGACACUAAAUAGGUAAAAUGCUACUUGUGUCGAGACGAGCGGGGCUAGUUAGCAUCUGGAUUACCAUGAAAAUCUAGAAUUAAGGUUAUGGCAUUUGUUACUAUUUGAGGAUGGGGCUCUAGGUAAGUAUAUUAAGAAGUAAGAAUGUUGAUAUCCAGAAGUCGAGUGAACAUGGAAAGGUAUUACAUACCUCAUACAAC
Molecule: messenger RNA, 2436 nt
Organism: Daldinia vernicosa
Lineage: Eukaryota; Fungi; Ascomycota; Sordariomycetes; Xylariales; Hypoxylaceae
Product: copper amine oxidase
Exons: 7
Coding region: 154-2244 (696 amino acids)
Biological process (GO): amine metabolic process
Molecular function (GO): copper ion binding; quinone binding; primary methylamine oxidase activity
Source: RefSeq, a predicted model, not a curated record